Chinchilla lanigera (long-tailed chinchilla) is the source of this 1432-nucleotide messenger RNA. RefSeq names its product HLA class II histocompatibility antigen, DM beta chain. Gene Ontology annotation, biological process: immune response; peptide antigen assembly with MHC class II protein complex; immunoglobulin production involved in immunoglobulin-mediated immune response. Gene Ontology annotation, molecular function: MHC class II protein complex binding. The record is from RefSeq and is a predicted model, not a curated record. NCBI's taxonomy places the organism in Eukaryota, Metazoa, Chordata, Mammalia, Rodentia, Chinchillidae. Gene Ontology annotation, cellular component: late endosome membrane; MHC class II protein complex; lysosomal membrane.
GUUUACCUAGCGACUGAUGAUGCCUACCCGAGGCCCUCAGCUGAUUGGUCUCUACAUCUGUCUCCGCCUACCUAGUUAAUAUGAUAACUCUCCUUUGGGACGCAGGACUUGGGAGAAUUGAUAGGAACAGGGUUAAUAUCUGGGGACUGGGUAGCCCCAAAUCGCUCAUCUAGCAAGGAUCAAGGGACACGUGUAAUACUACAGCCACUCGGUGUGUGGAGAUCAUUCAUCCAGACUGGGUCUUCCGGAGCAGGAGGGAACCCAGGGACCCUGCAAGAGCUGGCCAGGGCCUGAACUCCCGGCGCUGCUGCAGAGCAGAGCAUGAUCACACUGCUGCCGCUGCUUCUGGGCCUCAGCCUGGGUUUCACAGGAGCAGGUGGUUUUAUGGCCCAUGUGGAAAGCACCUGUGUGUUGGAUGACAAUGGGACUCCAAAGGACUUCACAUAUUGUGUCGCCUACAACAAGGAUCUGCUGACCUGCUGGAAUCCAGAGGAGGGCGGAAUGGCCCCUUGUGAAUUUGGGACACUGUAUAGGUUGGCCGUCUCUUUGUCCAAUUAUCUCAACAACAAUACAAACCUGCUCCAGCGCUUGCACAAUGGACUCCAAGACUGUGCCACACACACCCAGCCUUUCUGGGGGUCACUGACCCACAGAACAAAACCACCAUCCGUGCAAGUAGCCCAAACCACUCCUUUUAACACCAGGGAGCCUGUGAUGCUAGCCUGCUACGUGUGGGGCUUCUACCCCGCUGAUGUGAUCAUCACAUGGAUGAAGAAUGGGCAACUUGUCGCCCCUCACAGCAGCCUCCAGAAGACUGCACAGCCCAAUGGAGACUGGACGUACCAGAUUGUUUCUCAUUUAGCCUUAACCCCCGCCUAUGGGGACAUCUACACCUGCGCGGUGAAGCACGCUGGGGCUUCUGAGCCCAUUUAUCAGGACUGGACUCCCGGGCUGUCCCCCAUGCAGAAAGUGAAGGUUUCUAUGUCUGUGGUGGCUCUGGGCCUGGGCAUCAUUAUCUUCUUUGCCGGCUUGAUCAGCUGGCGGAAGGCAGCCUCCUCCGGCUACACUCCUCUCCCUGGAUCCAUUUACCCUGAAGAACGACACAUUUCCUAGGGGCAGAAUCCUACAACUUCAAAUGUGAAAGAAAUUCAAACUCGUAAUGAUGCCACCAUGCACCCCCUCCCCAUCUGAAAUCCCUCCAUAUAUUCUUGGAUCCUAAGGUUCCUCUGCCCAGUUCUUUGAAUCUCCCUGCUUCUUCUGUGUAAACUGUAGCAAUUCAUUCCCAGGAACGAGUUCCCCCACAUUAUUGUCCAAGGUUGUAUUUCUGGAGUGAAUAUAAUCAGGAGGGAGCUCUCCUGAGGGCCACACUGUGUCACAGAGGACAGAAUCACUGGUGAUCCAUCCCUGAGAAAUAAACUCUGGAGGAAUUGUU